Pelagomonas calceolata is the source of this 4509-nucleotide messenger RNA. The record is from the annotation of a GenBank genome assembly. NCBI's taxonomy places the organism in Eukaryota, Pelagophyceae, Pelagomonadales, Pelagomonadaceae.
ACCUCCCGUCCAGAGCUCGCGGGUUUCUACGUCGACAGCUGGCCAUUGUGGUCUGCCGUCGUCAGUAUUCUUGCUUUUAAACCUUUAGCAGCGCAACGAAGCUGGAAAUAUAGUAACGUAGGUAGGCUGGAAUCUGCUAAAGAUGGACAUCACGCAAGAGGUAUUCUAUAUAAAUUUUGAGCGUAUAUUAGCGACGAUAUUCUACGUGCUAGGACGCUUGGACUGUGAUCAGUGCAUAUUUCGCGGAGAAGGGCCUUGUGCGUCAACAACUAGAUUCGUUCGAUGAGUUCAUACAAAACACGAUGCAAGAAUUGGUGGAUGAUAGUGGUGAAUUGCACGUGGAACCAGAGGCACAAUACCUGCCUGGCCAGAAGUCAUUGCAUCGAAAUAAGUUUACGGUGGUAUUCAAUCAAGUUUACGUCUCAAAACCAACAGCAACUGAACGGGAUGGGACUACAAGUAACAUGUUCCCUCACGAAGCACGACUGCGCAAUAUGACAUACUCGUCACCCAUAUAUGUUGAUAUUAGCUGUAUUGAACCAGAAUCGACAGCUACACUGCACCAAGGCUGCCAGGCAGAACUUUACAUAGAAAAUGACUGGUAUCCUUGCGUAGUUGAUGAACUCAAGUCUGGGCGUGCAAACGUUACCUAUGAAACUGCCGGGCCACUCCAAGACAGCGAUAAAGUGGUAAUUGUCAAAGAAAGCGACGUAGAAGUUUCUAGCCGCAUACGGUUACCGAGUGGCCUAGCUAAGGCACAUAGAACAGAUUCUCCAAAGGAGUUUUUGGGCUAUGUUCCAAUCAUGUUGCGUAGUCGUUUCUGUGUUCUUGCUGAUAAAUCCGACAGGGAACUCUGUGAGCUUGGCGAAUGUGUUUAUGAUCAAGGGGGCUAUUUUAUCAUCAAUGGCUCAGAAAAGGUUGUGGUAGCACAAGAGCGCAUGUCUAACAAUCACGUGUACUGCUUUAGAAAGAAGCAGCCUCACAAGUAAGCCGCACUACUACUUUACUUUGCUAUUUAUCUAAUAUCACCCUUUAUAGAUACUCAUGGGUGGUUGAAUGCCGUUCCCAUGUUGAACAUGGUGCUCGACCAACUAGCACCGUAUAUAUGCAGAUGUAUAACAAGGCAGGUCGUGGUCAGUCUCAAGGCAAUCAAAUCAGGAUGACAUUGCCAUAUGUUCGCGUAGACAUUCCUGUGAUCAUUGUCUUUCGCGCACUAGGUUUUGUUGCAGACCGGGAUAUCCUCGAGCACGUUGUUUACGAUUUUUCAGAUACAGACAUGAUGGAACGGCUACGGCCAUCUCUGGACGAAGCGUUUGUGGUUCAGAAUCAAACGAUUGCCCUUGACUUCAUUGGGCGCAGAGGAAGUGCCACGAACAUUGGACGCUCUAAGCGUGUACAGUAUGCAAAAGAAUUACUACAAAAGGAAGUUUUGCCACAUGUUGGUACAGAAGAGCAAUCGGACACGAAGAAGGCUUUUUUUGUUGGCUACAUAGUACACAAGUUGCUCAUGUGUUCACUCGAGCGCAUUGAUGAAGAUGAUCGUGAUCAUUACGGCAAGAAGCGGCUGGACCUAGCUGGGCCAUUAUUGGGUGGCUUAUUCCGAAUGUUGUUUCGUAAACUUACCAAGGAUGUUCUCGCUUACCUACAAAAAUGCAUUGACGAAGCUCGAGAUUUCAAUCUAGCGUGCGUUAAUUAUUCUAUAUAGUAAAUGAUUUUAUUGAUGUUAAAACUCCACAGCUCCGCAAUUAAAUCUCGACUGAUUACCGACGGACUGCGAUAUUCUUUGGCCACGGGAAAUUGGGGCGACAGAAAGGAUGCGUCACGUGCUGGAGUUUCGCAAGUGUUGAAUCGAUUGACCUAUGCAUCAACUCUCUCUCACCUUCGGCGAUUAAAUACCCCUCUGGGACGAGAGGGUAAACAGGCGAAGCCAAGGCAGCUACAUAACACACAUUGGGGGUUUAUCUGCCCAGCUGAGACUCCAGAAGGACAGGCAGUUGGUCUCGUAAAGAAUUUGGCAUUGAUGGCAUAUGUAUCAGUAGGUAGCCCUCAAAGUCCUAUCCUUGAAUUUCUUGAGGAAUGGUCGAUGGAGAAUCUGGAAGAAAUUUCACCACAGACAAUAGCAGAUCCGGGGACGACAAAAAUAUUUGUUAACGGUAGCUGGAUUGGUGUGCAUCGUGACCCAUGUACGCUUGAGGCUACCUUGAGGUCUCUUCGUCGACAAAUUGAUAUAGAUCCCGAAGUUUCUGUAGUACGUGACAUCAAGGAAAAGGAACUUAGGGUGUAUACGGAUGCAGGACGGGUCUGUCGACCACUUUUGAUUGUUGAAUCAGAUCAUGCAUCUACGUGGAAAGAUCCACUGAAUCAUAGUUCAUCUAGUCCUGCACAAAAGCUCAAACUACGCAAGCCCCACAUUCAUAAGUUAGUCAAUGGUGAGUUGGGAUGGACGCAGCUCCUGGUUAAAGGUCUGGUGGAGCUGGUUGACACGGAGGAGGAGGAGGCAACCAUGAUUGCAAUGAUUCCAUCUGACCUGAACGAACCAUAUUCCUCAACAUAUACACAUUGCGAGAUCCAUCCUUCAAUGAUACUUGGCAUUUGUGGGUCUAUUAUUCCAUUCCCUGAUCAUAAUCAAUCACCUCGCAAUACAUAUCAGUCGGCAAUGGGCAAGCAGGCCAUGGGAAUUUAUGCAUCGAACUUUCAGCAGCGCAUGGAUACCUUAGCUCACGUGUUACAUUACCCACAGAAGCCAUUAGCAACGACACGAGCAAUGGAACAUCUCCAUUUUCGUGAACUUCCUAGUGGUGUUAACGCGAUUGUGGCUAUCAUGUGCUACACGGGAUAUAAUCAGGCCCCCUCCAGCGCCCUUUCUUCUUUAAAAUCAGGUCCACUGACUUUAUUGUUGAUAUGCAGGAAGACUCCCUGAUCAUGAAUCAAGCAGCGAUUGACCGUGGCCUCUUUCGUUCCUCUUUUUAUCGGACUUAUGUGGAUCAAGAACGCAGUCACGUGACUGGCGACGCUGCUGGACUUUACUGUGAAACUUUUGAGCGGCCUGGUCAAGACCACUGCGUCGCCAUGCGGCAUGGAUCAUACGAAAAAGUUGACUGUGAUGGCCUUGUCUCUCCGGGGGUGCGUGUAUCCGGUGCUGACAUCCUGAUUGGGAAAACAGUUCCUGUACUAAAUGGAGGUGAAACAAGUGGCUUAGUAAAACGCGACUCCUCGACUGCAAUGCGUCCUAAUGAGUCUGGCCUAGUUGAUCAGGUAAUCUAAGUUGCAAUUGCUAUCAUAUGAAUGCCACCUCCUGGUAGGUCAUGUUAUCGACAAACCAAGAUGGCAUGAAGUUUACCAAGGUAAGAACACGCUCUGUCAGGAUCCCGCAAAUAGGAGACAAAUUUGCCUCACGGCACGGGCAAAAAGGAACCAUUGGCAUGACCUAUGCUCAAGAAGAUAUGCCAUGGACGCGUAAUGGUAUAUCACCCGACAUUAUCGUCAAUCCACAUGCGAUUCCUUCACGCAUGACGAUCGGCCAUUUGGUAGAAUGUUUACAGUCUAAAGUAGGUGCUCUUACAGGUAAAGAGGGAGAUGCCACUCCAUUUACGGAUGUUUCUGUUGAUCACAUCGCUGCUGUUUUGCACGAACUUGGCUACCAUCGUCAUGGAAAUGAAGUCAUGUACUCUGGGCAUACAGGACGAGCAAUUCAUGCCAAAGUUUUUCUAGGCCCAACCUUUUACCAACGGCUCAAACACCUCGUUGACGACAAAAUCCAUGCUCGCUCACGUGGUCCUGUUACAAUGCUCACACGCCAGCCCAUGGAAGGCCGCGCACGAGAUGGUGGUCUUCGAAUGGGUGAAAUGGAACGAGAUUGCCUCGUCUCUCACGGCGUUUCUAGUUUUUUGCGUGAUCGAAUGUUUGCAAAUUCUGACCCCUAUGCCAUUCACAUUUGCACUUGUUGCGGUCUAGUCGCCCAUGCUGAUUUGCGGAAGCAUAUUUACUGGUGUAACAACAAAAAUUGCCAGCGUGCCGCCAACUCAAGCGUCGUGCGUGUGCACAUUCCAUAUGCUUGCAAGCUUCUCUUCCAGGUAUGGUGCAUUUCUUUUCUCAAUAACUCACCUGAUAUUGGUAGGAAUUAAUGGCGAUGUGCAUUGCACCACGAAUCUGCAUCUGAGGAUACUAAUCAAGCCCGGCUAUAUUAAUCAUACCCUUGUUAAUCCUGCCUGGGAAUCAUAUCAAAGGAAGAUAGGAUCAAAAUCAGAGGCUCUAGGCCAGCAAAUAGAUUGCGGGUGUGCACGGGACUAGCCAUUUAUGUCCGCAGCGUGACUACUAGUCCCACUUUGACGACCACGAGAACGGGGAUGGUGUUGGCGGCCCCCGGGCCCAAACACCUGACUAGCCAAAGUUCUUUCUUUGUGCGGGGCGCGCCCGGGCUGCUAGGUUCCCACUUACCUGAGGGGUUAUUCACCCCUGGCGCCGCCUGAAAUAACCCGGGUAAUUACCGGUUAGUACGGGUUAUUUACC